This is a messenger RNA of Prosopis cineraria, 1342 nucleotides long. RefSeq names its product soluble inorganic pyrophosphatase. The transcript has 9 exons. Gene Ontology annotation, molecular function: inorganic diphosphate phosphatase activity; magnesium ion binding. Gene Ontology annotation, cellular component: cytoplasm. The record is from RefSeq and is a predicted model, not a curated record. NCBI's taxonomy places the organism in Eukaryota, Viridiplantae, Streptophyta, Magnoliopsida, Fabales, Fabaceae. Gene Ontology annotation, biological process: phosphate-containing compound metabolic process. The coding region runs from base 158 to 799 and encodes 213 amino acids.
CAUCCGAUUCGAAUCUGUUAUCAUCCGACGAUCAGUGCUCCCACACGUGUUAUAUCCCAUCUUCUUCGUCUUUGUACACAACCAUCAAUGUGGUGCGCCUGAAAACGAAACCUUUUUUCUCUCACCGCGCAAGAGUCGGAAUCCGGUUUGCAUCAACAUGGCGCACAAUGGAGAAGCAAGUGGAAGGAAUUCGGGAUUUUCUCAUACUGCGCUCAACGAAAGAAUACUUUCUUCGAUGUCUUGGAGAACUGUUGCUGCUCAUCCCUGGCAUGAUUUAGAGAUUGGUCCUGGAGCUCCAUCAGUUUUCAACUGUGUUGUUGAAAUUGGCAAAGGCAGCAAGGUUAAGUAUGAGCUGGACAAGACAAGUGGACUUAUAAAGGUUGAUCGUGUUCUUUACUCAUCAGUUGUCUACCCACACAAUUAUGGAUUCAUUCCAAGAACAAUUUGUGAAGACAGUGAUCCUAUGGAUGUCUUGAUACUAAUGCAGGAGCCAGUGGUGCCCGGUUCCUUCCUUCGUGCUCGUGCUAUUGGACUGAUGCCCAUGAUUGAUCAGGGAGAAAAGGAUGACAAAAUCAUAGCAGUUUGUGCUGAUGACCCUGAAUUUCGCCAUUACAAGGACAUCAAGGAACUUCCUCCACAUCGGCUCGCUGAAAUCAGGCGAUUUUUUGAAGACUACAAGAAAAACGAGAACAAAAAGGUUGAUGUUGAAGAUUUUCUUCCUUCUGAUGCUGCUAUUGAUGCCAUCAAGUAUUCCAUGGACCUGUACGCCGCUUACAUAGUCGAAAGCUUGAGGCAGUGAGCUGUUCAGAAACUGAUCAGGCAAGAUAUGACUUGAAGUAUUAUGUGAAUGCGAAAAAGGUUGAACUUUCUGAUACCGUUGUCGGAUAUUAUGCUGUUUUGACAGUAUGUAUUAUGUUCUGCUCGGUUUCUGGCAAAAACAAGCUUCUGAAUUCUAAAGCUUCUGUAAUUGUUUUUCGCGAUAUCUUAUUGUCCUUGGGCAGAACUUGUCGGUUAGAGACUUUUUAAAAUUGGGAUACCCAUGGCCAUGGUGGCCUUCGGCUACUUGUGGACACACAGGCAUCGAACUUGGGCUUUUUUGUUUUUGUGACAAACUUAUGAGGCUUUGAAAUAGCAGAAUGUCUUAAGUGGAUAAGAGCUCCUUUGCAUGUUACCAGGGAAGGAAAAAACAUGUGAUGUGAGCUUCAAAGAGUGGGGGGAUACCCGACUCUUAUUCUUGUUUAGGAUCCAAGAGUAACGGCAAAAUGAUGCUAAUUAUAGCUUACCCUUUAUUGCUAGCUCAGGCCAAGCAGGCCUGCUAAUUGCAGGUUAUGAUUGAUGAUCA